ACACGAUGUAGCCUACUGCGUGAAUGGCUCGAAAUAAUGAAUGGAUACAUGAAUAAAAGAUCGACUCCUCAUGUGAGUGUGCUAUGAAUGAGAACGACAGUUUUCGGCGGUAGACGCAAUCUUUCACGUUCCUCCACUGUGGGGCAGCGUUUCUAUAGUCAUGUGCGCCCGUGGUAUUUUCAGUGAGAGGAACUUAACUUGACGCCGGAUCAUACACAACAAUGUGAUGGCAGAUACAGAGGUAUAAAACUGUUGCCACGUGUGUCUGGUAACAGAUAUUCAAGUUCCGAUCAGAUGUCUGCUCAAUACAAGGACUACAACAUGGAAGCCUCGGAGUUCAUUGCUUAUUUCAUUCUUCUGCGACCUUUGCGCGUUGGCGACUCCGAAAUACCACAGAAGUCCAGUGGAACCCACUCCAGUGAUUUAUUUUCCAGUAUGAGAAAGUGAGGGAUGCGAUAAAAUGAAAACAAAUGGCAGCCGACUGAUGAACAGUUCUUUACUGACCCCGCACGAAGUGACACUUGGUCGCCCGGCAUGGGUGCCUACAACUUUGGGGGGGGUUUUGAUUUUUACGAUUAUCGUUGACAUACUGGGCAACCUCCUGGUAAUUAUCUCGGUGUGCAGAAACAAGAAACUAAGGAACGCAGGAAACAUAUUUGUGGUGAGCCUGGCCGUAGCAGACUUGGUGGUGGCUGUGUACCCGUACCCCCUGGUCCUGGUGUCCAUCUUCCAUAACGGAUGGAACCUGGGCUUCUACCACUGCCAGAUCAGCGGCUUCCUCAUGGGCCUCAGCGUGAUCGGCUCCAUCUUCAACAUCAUGGGCAUCGCCAUCAACCGCUACUGCUACAUCUGCCACAGCCUCAAGUACGACAAGCUGUACAGCGACAAGAACUCGCUCUGCUACGUGCUGCUCAUCUGGCUGCUGACGGUGUUGGCCAUCGUGCCCAACUUCUACGUGGGCUCGCUGCAGUACGACCCGCGCGUCUACUCGUGCACGUUCGCGCAGUCGGCCAGCUCGGCGUACACCAUCGCCGUGGUCUUCUUCCACUUCCUCCUGCCCAUCAUGAUUGUCUCGUACUGCUACCUGCGCAUCUGGAUCCUGGUCAUCCAGGUGCGGCGGCGCGUCAAGCCCGAGUUCCGGCCCAAGCUCACACCGCACGACAUUAGAAACUUCAUCACCAUGUUCGUGGUGUUCGUGCUGUUCGCCGUCUGCUGGGCGCCGCUCAACUUCAUCGGGCUGGCGGUGGCGCUGAACCCGGCCCUCGUGGCGCCGCUCAUCCCCGAGUGGUUCUUCGUGUCCAGCUACUUCAUGGCCUACUUCAACAGCUGCCUUAACGCCAUCGUCUACGGACUCCUGAACCAGAACUUCAGGCGUGAGUACAAGAAGAUUAUCGUCUCGCUCUGCACAGCCAGGAUGUUCUUCUCCGAGAGCUCCAACGACGCUGGCGAGCGCAUCAAGAGCAAAGCGUCUCCGUUGAUGACGAACAACAACCAAGUCAAAGUGGACUCGGUCUGAGUGUAGCAGCGAGCGAGCAGCGGACACUGUGAGAAUGAAACAUACCAAAUACCCAUCUCAGAUGUUGGACGAUUUAUACACACAACAACUAUGGGAUGCACAGUGUGUGUGUGUGUGUGUGUGUGUGUGUGUGUGUGUGUGUGUGUGUG
Messenger RNA from Clupea harengus (Atlantic herring), 1665 nucleotides. It is a transcript of the gene mtnr1ab, whose product is annotated as melatonin receptor 1A b. Gene Ontology annotation, cellular component: plasma membrane. Gene Ontology annotation, biological process: G protein-coupled receptor signaling pathway. Gene Ontology annotation, molecular function: melatonin receptor activity. Lineage: Eukaryota; Metazoa; Chordata; Actinopteri; Clupeiformes; Clupeidae. The record is from RefSeq and is a predicted model, not a curated record.